UAAAAGAUUACAGAACAUUGAACAAAAUCAAAUAUGUUCAGUAUCAAGAAUCAACCCACGAUGGAAGUUUGGUGGAUAAAUUGAAGGAAGUGAAAGAUAUCUUCAAUCAAACGUCCAACGAAAUGGAAUGGGAAAAAAUUAACGUCGAGGCCGUAGACGAACUACGCAAGGAGCAUGAGAUAAAAAACUGGGACGAAGCAAAGAAUUGGGCCUUGGAAAAAAACAAUUUUUUCCGUUUAGAACAAAAGAUUAUAAGUUUAGUGGAAAAAUCGAAAAUAUUUCAAGAAUAUACUACCCUAAAUGAUAAUUUUAAACAAAGAUUGGAGAACGAAAAUCGCUACCAAGAUGAAAAGAAGAUCGGCGAAAAAAGACCAAUAUUAGAAUCGCCGAGUAAAUGGAGUUACAUAGAGGAUGAAGAGGAGAGGAACAAGGCUUUUAAGGCAUUUUACUUAGAAAAAAGGCAACAAGAGCUGAUUCCAUCCACUUCCACGAUCCAAUACAAAGAAGAAGACGAAGAAAACGAGGAAGAAGCAGCAGAAGAAGAAAAACUAGAACUGAAGACAUCACCAUCAAAGAAGACCAGCGGAAGGAAAAAGACGAAGAAGAAGAACAACAAGAAGUGAAGAGCGAAGGAAAAGAUUUAUGAGGAGAAAUGAAUUAUAUUUUUAAUCAAAGUCACGUGAUUCACGUUAAAA
This is a messenger RNA of Rhizophagus irregularis DAOM 181602=DAOM 197198, 695 nucleotides long. The record is from RefSeq and is a predicted model, not a curated record. Lineage: Eukaryota; Fungi; Glomeromycota; Glomeromycetes; Glomerales; Glomeraceae.